Molecule: messenger RNA, 357 nt
Organism: Trichoderma reesei QM6a
Lineage: Eukaryota; Fungi; Ascomycota; Sordariomycetes; Hypocreales; Hypocreaceae
Exons: 2
Coding region: 1-357 (118 amino acids)
Source: RefSeq, a predicted model, not a curated record
AUGGCACCUCACACAGCCAAAGCCCUCCUCCUCACCCUCCUCCUCGCCCUCCAAAAAGCCACCGCCAUCUCCCACGAAAACGCCCCGGAAACCAUCAUCAACAACAACAGCGGCUGCACAAGCACCAUGACGCUCACGCAGUCCCGCCUCCCUACACCACCGUACUGGCCGCAGUGCUCCUGGGACGGCACCCUGAGCAUCUACUCCUCCACCGUCACGGUCACUCGCUCGGUGGACUGUCGCGGCUGCGCGAAUGUCCGCGUUACGGAAGCCCCCGUUGUUCAUUGUCCGGCAAAAAUCAUUUCGACGAGGGGAUUGACAUGGCUGACGGUGGCACAUGUGUAUAUCUACAUGUAA